AUCACACACCUCUUAGUCUCAUACCCUACCGGGACAGUGACUGACUCACUGACUUUGCUGAGCUUUCUCUCUCUCCCCCUCUCUCUCUCUAACAUGCAAUCCUGGGUCCCUCUUUCUGUCUCUGUCUUUAUAUCGAUCACUCUCUUCCUAUAUACGUAUGUACACUUCUCUAAUUGCAGUUGACGACAACGUGGACUGCAAGUGCUGACUGGUAUUUCGCCAUUUUAUUAGCUUAUAAAGCUAACAGACAACACCCCUUCUCAUCCCUCUCGUACAUUCACCCUCUCUCUUCUAUCUUUCUAUUCAAACGUUUUAUUAUUACAUUGCUCCCCCAGUUUACUAUUUGAUCGUACCCUCCUGCUACCAGCCUUUAACUAUAAACUCACCAUCUCUAUACUUUUCCAUCAUUGCCUUACCUCAUUUCUCUCUGUCUCUCUCGCGCUCUCUCUCCCUCGAUCUUCUUCCUUCUUCUUCUCUUGAUUUUCUUAACUUCAUCCACGGCUGCCCAUUUGAUCUUUUGUUGCCUUGUUUUGAAUUCGAGGCAACGGGAGACAACCCAUUAGCGCAAGUACGAAUUUCGAAGAAAGAAGAGAUGCAUCGUUGCAGUAGCUCACAAGGGAACAUGGCGGGUCCAUGUACAUGUGGGCUGUUCCACAAUCAGAGCAAUUCUUUCUCUAUGCUCUUCUCCAUGCCCAAUCACAAGCCUUUCGAUGAAACAGACAUGUAUCCGUUCACGUCCUCUUCUUCUUCCGUGGAUUGCACUCUUUCUCUCGGAACUCCAUCCACUCGUUUAACGGACAAUGAUGAAAAGCGAAUGCACCACGAUCGACGGGCUGGUUCUUGUGUGUCUAACUUUUGCUGGGACAUAUUACAGUCCAAACACACGCCAUCUGCACCAACUCAUAAGCCCAGCCGCGGAGGAAGCAGCGGCAGCAACAGCAACAACUCCGCCGGCGAUCCCCUCCUCGCUCGCCGUUGUGCUAACUGCGACACCACUUCUACCCCACUUUGGAGGAACGGUCCAAGAGGCCCAAAGUCGCUGUGCAAUGCCUGUGGAAUUCGAUUCAAGAAAGAAGAGAGGAGAGCCACAGCCGCCGCCGCCACCACUGGUGCAACUGCAGGAGUAAUGGAACCGCAACACAUAAUGAUAAGCCAUCACAACAAUUCAUGGGUUCACCACUCUCAGGCCCAGAAAAUGCCCUGCCUCUCUCCGGCCAUGGGCAACGAAUUCAGGUUCAUCGAGGACGACGAUCGAGAUUCCGAUACCGGCAUUCCGUUCCUCUCUUGGCGUCUCAAUGUCACAGACAGGCCAAGCCUCGUCCACGACUUCACAAGAUGAAAAUAACGGUCGACUAUCAAGAUCAUGCAGCACUGAUAAUGCAUCACGACGACGACGACGACGAUGGUGAUGGCGACGGUUAUGGUCUUCAAAUUCUUUUUCCUUUUUGUUGUUUUCUUUUCUCCAUCUUAGAUGGAUGGAGUGAAAACGUGAUAAUUCUCUGUCCUAAAUUAGUUGCUUUUCUUUUCCUCCCCUUCUUUUAACUUUUCUCGUCCAGUCCAUCUAACCUUUUCGUUAGUUCACUUCCCAGUUUUCAUACUGAAUGAGUCGGUAAUGAUGAUGAUGAUGAAUCAAUGAUGAUGAAAAGUUCACCGUUUGAUGAGUUUGCUUGUUAUAUAAUAACGCUGAGGUGUUUGCAGA
Molecule: messenger RNA, 1699 nt
Organism: Vitis riparia (riverbank grape)
Lineage: Eukaryota; Viridiplantae; Streptophyta; Magnoliopsida; Vitales; Vitaceae
Product: GATA transcription factor 18-like
Exons: 2
Coding region: 593-1339 (248 amino acids)
Biological process (GO): flower development; regulation of DNA-templated transcription
Molecular function (GO): zinc ion binding; DNA-binding transcription factor activity; sequence-specific DNA binding
Source: RefSeq, a predicted model, not a curated record